Messenger RNA from Oryzias melastigma (Indian medaka), 784 nucleotides. RefSeq names its product transmembrane protein 167A (gene tmem167a). Gene Ontology annotation, biological process: protein secretion; intracellular transport. Lineage: Eukaryota; Metazoa; Chordata; Actinopteri; Beloniformes; Adrianichthyidae. The record is from RefSeq and is a predicted model, not a curated record.
CUUUGUUUUCAGCCAAUCAGGAACGGCCGUAAACUCCCUUCCAGCGUCGUGCGUGCAUGCGUACCGGAAGCUACGUUACGUAAACCUCAGAGAGCAGGAAGUUUGAUGUGGCUUUGAAUCUCCUCGAAAAUGUCUGCCAUUUUCAACUUCCAGUCACUGCUCACUGUGAUUCUCCUCCUGAUCUGCACAUGUGCCUACCUCAGAGCGCUGGCUCCCAGCCUGCUCGACAGAAACAAGACCGGACUUCUUGGAAUUUUCUGGAAAUGUGCCAGAAUAGGGGAGCGGAAGAGUCCCUGGGUGGCUUGCUGCUGCAUCAUCAUGGCUUUCAGUAUACUGUUUCUUCAGUAGCGAAGGACCCAAAGACAACCAACUACAGGGCAACAUUUGAAGAAAUGGACAAACGGUGAAGUGUGGACGGUCUUAUCAGACAAGCACAUGAAGACAUUGGAUGGCUGUCGCUUUAAUGAUGUACCCAAGUCAAGCUGUCGUGGAAACGUCAUAGCUGCAGAGACGAAACUGGUCUUUGUAGGAGGACAACGUUGAUGGGAAAGGCUCCAGUGUGUUUCAAAAUGGCUUCACAGCCUUUCAGGUCUGUGUCGCCUAAUGUAGACUGUUUACUCCAGAUCUGUGCAAAUGUGAGAGCAAUGCUUCAGUCAACCACUUCUCAUGGGAUCACGUUUUACUUUCCCCUACUUCACUAAAAGGGAUCCUCCAAAAUAUGUCACAUAUUUAAAGUCAGCCAUAUACGUUUUCUGUAAAGACAUUGCUUUUUUUUUUUUUUUUU